CUGUUGCGACACGUGGCACAAUUGGACACGUGGCAUAACUAUCCACGUCAGCAUGCCACGUGUCACUGGUCACCACAUCAUCCUACCAUUACACGUGGCCAAAUCAUAAAGUGACACGUGUCACUUACAGUCCACGUCAUCAUGCCAUAUCAUCACGUCGUUAAUGGAAAAUGGGUCAGGGACUACUAUGGUGCAUUUUUUUCAAUCUCAGGGACGUAAUUGGUGCAAUUGGAAUCUCAGGGACGAUUUCAGUGCAAUACGCCAAUCUCAGGGACCAUUUUGGGGUUUAACUCGAUGAUUAGAUGAUACUAUUAAAAUAUGUACUCACAAUUUAUUUUAAAGAGUUAUUUUCUUAUUUUCAAGAUGAAAACUUAAGUUGAUUUUACAUGAAGUUGAUAGUUGAGAAUCAUUUGAUAAAAAUUUAGUCAACUAAUUAAAUUAUUUAACCAUUUUUAACUAUCAACUUCACGUAAAGUCGACUGCAUCUGAAUUUUUACUUUUACCUGUUUCGAGUGAAUAUAACGAAGUACUAACGCGGCUGCUAAAACCAACAACAUAUAAAAACACUCAAAUUCAGUACAUGUUUUUGCAUGCUCUUCACGUACAUCAUAAAGUCCAAGUCAACUAAAUCCACCUUACUCCCCUUUUCUUUAAUAGUUUCAUAGUAAUUAGUAACACCAAAACCAACAACUAACACUUUUAAAACAACAAAAACCCAAAUGAGUAAACGUAACCAAUAAUGAAACAACAAACUAUGUUGUCCCUCUCUUCUUUCUCUUCUUUCUCCAUCACCAUCUUCUUCUUCUUUAUCUUCAUAUUCUCUCUUCUUCACCCUACAACUCCGCUACCUUCCAAUGCAUCAUUCUCCCUCUGCAGCAACACUACAUUCAACUGUGGCAACAUCACCAACGUUUCCUACCCUUUCACCGGCGCCGACCGCCCCUUCUUCUGCGGUCCGCCGGAGUUCCAUUUGACAUGCAACGACGGCAUCCCUGAGUUAAACAUCUUGUUGGUUCGCUACCGAGUCCUCCAACUUGAUUCAGUAGCUCAAAGCCUCACCAUAGCCAGAGCAGACCUUUGGAACAACACAUGCACCAACGUGCACUUAAACUCAACCAUUGAUGAUGGAACUAGUAGCUUCACCUAUGGUUCCGGGAACAAGAACCUUACUUUGUUUUAUGGGUGUGGACCAUCUAUGUUAAACCUAACUCCUGUUAAUUUGUUUCACUGUGAUAGUGGUUAUGGGAAUAAAAGUGAUUCCUACUCUUUGAUUGGUCCUUUGCCUAUGGAUCCUAUUCUUAGCAUUGUUCAUUGUGAGCUUGGUGUUGAGGUUCCUAUUCUUGAAGAUCAGGCUAAUAGGCUCAUAGGGAACAGGUCUUUGCUUAGGGAGGUUUUGAUGAAGGGUUUUAAUGUGAGUUAUAGCAAUAAUCAUUAUGAGAGCGAGUGUUUGAAGUGUGUUAAUGGUGAUGGUGGCCAGUGUGGGUUUGAUUUUGAUUCAAAUAAAGUUAUUUGCAUUUGUGAUGAUCAGUUGUGUUCAUCUUCAGGUAUUGCAGCCUCUGUUUUUGUGAUGAAAAUUCUGAUUGUAUGUCCCAAAAAAAAGAUUGUUUUAGGGAUGAUACUUUAUAUAGAAAUAUACUAAUUCUCUUUGUUAUCA
Molecule: messenger RNA, 1654 nt
Organism: Arachis stenosperma
Lineage: Eukaryota; Viridiplantae; Streptophyta; Magnoliopsida; Fabales; Fabaceae
Product: LEAF RUST 10 DISEASE-RESISTANCE LOCUS RECEPTOR-LIKE PROTEIN KINASE-like 2.1
Exons: 1
Coding region: 740-1639 (299 amino acids)
Molecular function (GO): polysaccharide binding
Source: RefSeq, a predicted model, not a curated record